AUGGUGCGAAAGCCUUCUUUUCGGUUUUCCUUCAGGAUGGCAUUCCUCAAAUAUCUUCGCUCUGUUAAGAAUGAGCUGAUCCUUUUUUCGACUCCAUUUAUUCUUCUUCCUCUGCCUUUAGUGAUCGGGACAUCGGAGGCAGAAUGUGCCUAUGUGAUCAUCCUGAUGGCAGUUUAUUGGUGCACUGAGGUCCUUCCUCUGGCUGUAACGGCUCUGCUUCCAGCCCUCUUGUUCCCCCUGUUUGGCAUCAUGCAAUCCAAAGAUGUGUGUAUGCAGUACCUGAAAGACACAAACUUGCUGUUUGUGGGGGGGCUUAUGGUUGCAGUAGCCGUGGAGCACUGGAAUCUGCACAAGCGCAUUGCCUUAAGGGUGCUGCUCCUCGUUGGUGUGCGUCCAGCACUCUUGAUGUUGGGUUUCAUGGGUGUCACUGCCUUCUUGUCCAUGUGGAUAAGUAACACUGCUACCACAGCCAUGAUGGUGCCUAUUGUCCAAGCAGUGCUGGAGCAGCUCAACAACAGUGAUGCAGAGAUACCUCAGAUUCUCAGCCAGGAGGAGCAGCUCCAUACGUCAGAGCCUGAUACUAAACAGCCUCCCCAGACAGAGAAACAGAAUGAUGGACAAGGUUCAUUGGUUGUGACUUUCUUGGAUGCCACGGUGGAGGCUGCCAGGCAGAUGGAGGCAGCAGAAAGGCGGAAAAUGUGUAAAGGGAUGACCCUGUGCAUUUGUUACGCUGCCAGCAUCGGAGGCACCGCUACACUGACAGGAACAGGCCCUAAUCUUGUGCUCAAAGGCCAGAUGAACCAACUCUUUCCCGAAAAUGGAGAUGUGAUUAACUUUGCCUCCUGGUUCGGCUUUGCGUUCCCAAACAUGAUCCUCAUGCUCACGUUGGCCUGGCUUUGGCUGCAGUUUGUCUUCAUGGGAUUCAACAUUAAGAAGACAUGGGGCUGUGGGGCUGUGAAGACAGAUAAGGAUAUUGCUGCCUUUAAUGUGAUCAGAGAGCAGCAUCGUCUUCUGGGGCCGAUGUCGUUUGGGGAGAUCAGUGUCCUUGGCCUCUUCUGCCUGCUGGUAGUGUUGUGGUUCACAAGGGAACCAGGGUUUGUUCACGGCUGGGCUACAAACAUCUUCAACUCCAAAGCAGAGUAUGUGACAGAUGCCACAGUGGCAAUCUUCAUCGCCAUUCUUCUGUUUGUUCUGCCCUCAAAACCUCCACGCUUCUGUUCUCGGAGGUCUCAUAGUUUUGACACGGUAUCCCGUCAAACUUCUGGCUCAACUCCGCGUCUGCUCACCUGGAAAGUUGUCCAAAAGAAGUUACCUUGGGGCAUUGUGCUUCUUCUCGGAGGAGGUUUUGCUCUGGCGAAGGGCAGUGAGAUAUCAGGGCUCUCAAAGUGGAUGGGAGAUCAAAUGACCCCCCUCCAAAGCAUCCCUCCCUGGGCAAUAGCUAUCAUCUUGUGCCUGCUGAUUGCUACCUUUACAGAGUGCACCAGUAAUGUGGCAACAGCGACGCUCUUCCUACCUGUCUUAGCCUCAAUGGCUCAGUCUAUUGGAAUGAAUCCACUCUACGUCAUGGUGCCUUGUACUCUAAGCGCCUCGUUUGCCUUCAUGUUGCCUGUUGCAACGCCUCCAAACGCCAUCGUUUUCUCCUAUGGAUACCUCAAGGUUGCUGACAUGGCCAGGACAGGAAUAGUGAUGAACAUCAUUGGCAUCAUAUGUAUCACACUGGCCAUCAACACCUGGGGCAAGGCCAUGUUUGAGCUGGACUCAUUCCCCGCCUGGGCCAAUGUCACUGGGUUAUGAGCCUUGGUCUGUCAUAGGAGAUGGUCCACAGAAACCCUGCCCUCCCUCUCCACAUGUGCCGCACAAAGACCUCUGGUCAAAGCGACGGGACAACACCACACGGUGGACUGCAUGCACCUGAUUGCUGCUCGAAUACAGGCUUCCCAAUGCUUGUUUUCAUUAACACCUGUGGGUUGCUUGGCAAAGAAAGUGGUGAUAUUAUUGAAGAUGCAAGGAGAGUAGUUGAAGAAAUACUUUUUUUUUUAAAUUUAAAUUGUAUUUAUAUUCUUAAGUGGGGAGACUUUUAAUCCUCAUGAGAAGCCAACCUUUGCAAUAACAUUCAGUUCCUGUUCAGAGGAAAUCAAAGGAAUGGCUUCUUUUUAAGGUCAGAGUUUUUAGAAAUGUUUUACAUAGUCAUAUGUAGCUACAGCUUAAUAUAUAUGAGUCAUGCAAACGAUAUAAUUUAAGGACUUAAGUCGGCACAUUUACUCAAAAACUGCACUUUGUUUCGUUUUUAAUUCUCAUGUUUUUUACUUAAGUUUUACAUUUUAUUUAAGGACAUUUAAUAGAAUAAUACUGUAUUUUUUUCUGUACUGUAUUUAUCAGUAAGAAAUAUCAUAACAAUUAAAAUGUAUACAUUAAAAAUGACUUUCCAGUACAUCACAUUUAGUACAACACUGACAAGUAAUGCCCAAUGAGUAUUUUUAUUAUUUAUAGGUAAUGUAUUUGUCAAAAUCAACUUUAACUUAAUUUAACACUUGACUUCAAGAGUUUUGUUGACUUUUUUUUAUACACUGGGGUUUUUCUUAACUUAGGCUGUUGGCUAAGUUUUCCAUUUUGAUAUUUACAGAUAAUGGGCUAAAAUGUAUUGUUGAGAAGCAACUGGACGCGGGUACACUUGUACUUUUGCCCCUUUUGUAUCAAAGCUGACAACCUUGCCUUGGGCCACAUCAGGGCUGAUGGUAAUGUGUUACAGUUCCAGAAUCAGUUGAACUUUGAAAUGUAUCCUCACUACUGUACGUAGCGCGAAACAUAUGUGCCUUGAACAAACAAAGAAACUGUACUGUAGAAACACUUGUGAUAUUAUGGAUCAAUACAUUUUGUGCUUGCAUUUCCAAAUAACUCACUGCAAUAAUAUCUGUCUGAAUUGCAAUAAAUGUUUUCUUGUCUGAAACACAA
This is a messenger RNA of Labrus bergylta (ballan wrasse), 2952 nucleotides long. RefSeq names its product solute carrier family 13 member 5b (gene slc13a5b). The record is from RefSeq and is a predicted model, not a curated record. NCBI's taxonomy places the organism in Eukaryota, Metazoa, Chordata, Actinopteri, Labriformes, Labridae. Gene Ontology annotation, biological process: citrate transport; transmembrane transport. Gene Ontology annotation, molecular function: citrate transmembrane transporter activity; sodium:dicarboxylate symporter activity; succinate transmembrane transporter activity. Gene Ontology annotation, cellular component: membrane.